ACACUGAACAUGUUAGAGCAAGAAAAUAAUGGUAUUCCUCCCAAGAAGCGCAAGGAAAAGUUCAGCAAUAAUGAGGUCCAUGUUCUCGUGGAUGAAAUCAUGCAGAAUGCUGAGAAAUUAUUUGGAAAAAGAAGACAAAAUAAUCACGAAAAAACAACUAUCUGGGAAGACAUAGUACGUAAAGUCAACAAAGAAAGUGGCACGAAUAGAGCUCUCACUGACUGUAAAAAGAGAUGGAGCGAUUACAAGAGGAAAAUUAUUCGUACGCUUAAUGAAAUGAAACCCAUCACGGACAAUAAAAUACUGGAACAAAAAUUCAACAGCAGACAAUUACAAGUUCUCAAGUUCUUCAAUCUUAAUACAGAGAGUAAUAUUGAACCACAGGACUGUGAUGAUGGAUCUUUGGAUGGAGUUUGUGGACAAGAUUCUUCGACUGAGGAUUCUGAAAAUGAUGCCGAACUUAAACAAAGAUGGUACAUGCAUUCUCCCAUUGCAACCAGCCCGAAAGAGCAAUUGAUUUAUGACGAAUCUUACGAUGAAUGCAGGUCAAUACAGGGAAGCCACAAACGCCUCAAAACGAAAGAUCGUGAAACAUCCGCAGAAAGUGGUUCUACUGUGCAUGCUAUGCAAUUCAAAAACCUGAAUGCUAAGUUAGAUCUACUAAUUUCCAAAGAAAGUGAUAACAAUAAGAUCUUGGAAAGUGUACAGAGCGCUAUAUCUGAAACUCUUGGCCUCCAGAAGAAAAUGAAUCGUCUUCUGAAAAAUAACUUAACUGAGAUGCGAGAUUCUAGAAUAUUUACUGAAAAGAUGUCAAAAAACAAUGAACGUGUUUUGGAGAACUCCUUCAGCAUGGUCAAUGACAAGUUAGAUCAUGUGCAACGUACUCUUGAUACAAAAUAUGCCAUAAUGAUGUCCAGUGAUGAUUCUGAUGAAGAAGCUAGUAUGGAUCAAAGAGCAGCAUCUAGACCUUCAUCUAAAGGAGCUGACAAGAAAAGGAAAGCAAACGAUAGUCCCUCCCAAUAAAAGAAAUAACAGUUCUAAGGGCUCUUCUAAACUUGAUGUCAUCAGCAUUAACUUUUACUUACAUAGUGAUUGCUCCAAACUUAGCAUUUUUUUUUCCUAGAACUGAACAAUUUCUGCCAUAUGAAAUACUACAGUUGGGCGAACUAGCGUUGGAUUUGAGUCCAAAACCCAGCUCAUCAAAACGGGAGGAAUCAUUAUGCCAGUAGAAAUGCCCCCUUCCUUUCAUUUGGUCUUGAUUGGCCCAGCUUGGCUUAUGUCCCGUCAUGGCUGGCUCACCCACCUCUUCUAAAUACCGUUAGAAAAAGUGCAGUAAAGAUGAUUACUUAAUCAAUACUUUAACAAAUACAGAGUUUUUGUAUGUGUGUUAAAAUAUA
Spea bombifrons (plains spadefoot toad) is the source of this 1397-nucleotide messenger RNA. RefSeq lists its product as uncharacterized. Gene Ontology annotation, molecular function: DNA-binding transcription factor activity, RNA polymerase II-specific; RNA polymerase II cis-regulatory region sequence-specific DNA binding. NCBI's taxonomy places the organism in Eukaryota, Metazoa, Chordata, Amphibia, Anura, Pelobatidae. The transcript has 2 exons. Gene Ontology annotation, cellular component: nucleus. The coding region runs from base 10 to 1023 and encodes 337 amino acids. The record is from RefSeq and is a predicted model, not a curated record. Gene Ontology annotation, biological process: regulation of transcription by RNA polymerase II.